GGCGGGAGGAGGUGAGGGCGGAGGCGGGGAGAGGUGCGGGCGGAUGCGGGAGGAGGCGAGAGGAGGUGCGGAGGCGGGGAGAGGUGCGGGCGGAGGCGGGAAGAGAAGGCGGGUGGAGGUGGCAUGCGGAGGCGGGACGAGGUGGCAUGGGGAGAAGGGAGGAGGUGGCGUGUAGACGCGGCAGGAGGUGGCGAGCGGAGAUUGUCGGAGGCAGGCGGAGGCGGGGCGAGGUGCGGGUGGAGGCGGGAGGAGGAGGCGAGCGGAGGAGGCGGGCGGAGGAGGCGAGCAGAGGAGGGAGGAAGUGGCGCGUGGAGGUGGGAGGAGGUGGCAGGUGGAGAUUGGCGCAGACGAAGGCGUGUGGAGGCAGGGAGAGGUGCGGGCGGAGGUAGGAGGAGGAGGCGGGUGAAGGCGGGAGGAGGUGGCGUGUGGAGACGGGAGGAGGUGGCGGGCGGAGGCGGGAGGAGGUGGCGGGCGGAGAUUGGCGGCGGCAGACGGAGGAGUGCGGAGGCGGGGAGAGGUGUGGAGGAGGCGGGACGGGAGUCGGUCGUCUCCCCCAGACGUCUCCUCGGACGUCCGUG
This is a messenger RNA of Chara braunii, 578 nucleotides long. Lineage: Eukaryota; Viridiplantae; Streptophyta; Charophyceae; Charales; Characeae. The record is from the annotation of a GenBank genome assembly.